Anopheles nili is the source of this 1500-nucleotide messenger RNA. RefSeq names its product protein Peter pan (gene ppan). Lineage: Eukaryota; Metazoa; Arthropoda; Insecta; Diptera; Culicidae. Gene Ontology annotation, biological process: ribosomal large subunit assembly; rRNA processing. The record is from RefSeq and is a predicted model, not a curated record. The transcript is spliced from 2 exons. Gene Ontology annotation, cellular component: preribosome, large subunit precursor. The coding region runs from base 1 to 1500 and encodes 499 amino acids. Gene Ontology annotation, molecular function: rRNA binding.
AUGAAACGCAAAAUCCGUAAACCACAACAUAAUCGAAGCCGUCCCAAGUUGGAGGCGCCUGUCGAAGAAGAACCAACGGCAAUCAAAAAUGCACCUCACACAUUUGUUAUUCGCCGUGGAGAACGCUGCUCGUCGGUUGCCAGGCUGUCUCGCGAUUUCCGUCGUAUGAUGGAACCUUUCACCGCAGCGCAUCUUCGCGAGCGACGAUUCAACAAGGUUAAGGAUUUCGUCCAUCUGUCGGGAUUCUUCCACGUUUCCCAUAUGUGUAUGUUUUCCGUUGCUCCGCAAAGUCUGUCGCUAAAGGUGAUCCGAAUGCCCAAGGGACCGACUCUUACCUUUAAAGUUCAUCAGUACACGCUGGCGAAGGAUGUGAUUAGUAAUACGCGCAAGCAGUUUGUGGACGACGAAUGUUUCAAGACAGCGCCCUUGGUUAUCCUGAACAGUUUUAGCGGCGAAGGCAAACAUUUAAAGCUUAUGGCCAGUACGUUUCAGAACAUGUUUCCACCGAUCAAUCUAUCGACGGUGAAGCUUUCUUCAUUGAAGCGAUGUGUGCUUAUAUCGUACAAUCCGGUUAGCAAACUGAUCGACUUACGCCACUAUUCGAUCACAGCAGUACCGGUAAAUUUAAACCGUGGUGUGAAAAAGCUUGUGACCAGAAAUAUUCCCAACCUGGGACGCUUCCAGGAUAUAGCAGAUUUUGUCGAAAAAGGCCAUCUGCUCUCCGAAUCCGAGGUGGAUGAUGAAGAUGCACACGUUGUGCUGGCGCAAAAUUUGAAAUUCGGCAAUCUGGCCGAAAAUCAAUCAUCGUUACGCCUUCACGAGAUUGGUCCUAGGAUUACGAUGCGGUUGAUGAAGAUAGAGGACGAUCUCAUGACCGGGGAGGUGCUCUACCACGACUACAUUGAAAAGAACCCCAUCGAGGUGGAAGCCAUCCGCAAAAAGCGGGCCCAGUUGCGAAGACUCAAAGAGCAGCGUAAACACAAGCAGGAAGAAAAUUUGAAAAAGAAAGAAAAGGAAAAGCAGGACCACCGCACAAAGACAUCGGUGCAGGGAAAGAGCAGCCAAAUCACAGAGCAAGAUAAAUUACUUUUGAAAGAUGCGGAGGAAGCCGUGGGAGAUCUUUCGGAUGAAGAUGAUCGCGAGUAUUAUCGCGAUGCGAUCGGUGACAAUCCGGAGGAAGAACUGUUUGAGUCUGCCGGUAGCGCCAAUCGGAAGCGCCCAUUUAUUCCUAAAGGUUCAAACUAUUCUUUGAAACCGAAAAAACCUCGCAUGGACAAACGCAAGCAAUACGAGGAAGAUGAUCGGUUAGCGAAGCAGGAUAGCAAGCGACGUAAUCAGGAUGCAGCGGAUAGAAAAGGCAAAGGAAAGUUUAAAACUAAAGGGACGAAAGAUGAUUUUCGGGGAAAAUCUAAAUUCAAUGGUAGUAACAAAGUGGGCAAGCGAAAUGGCAGCAAACCGGGAAAGAAGUCAGGUGGCAAAAAGACCGCUAAGCGUAGGUAA